Messenger RNA from Chrysoperla carnea, 3081 nucleotides. Its product is annotated as mediator of RNA polymerase II transcription subunit 25-like. Gene Ontology annotation, cellular component: mediator complex; transcription regulator complex. The coding region runs from base 125 to 3076 and encodes 983 amino acids. Lineage: Eukaryota; Metazoa; Arthropoda; Insecta; Neuroptera; Chrysopidae. Gene Ontology annotation, biological process: positive regulation of transcription by RNA polymerase II. The record is from RefSeq and is a predicted model, not a curated record. The transcript has 11 exons.
AACAGCUGACUUGAAUGUUCAACACACAUAACGUCAAAUAAAAAAUAAUUUUGUUUGUAAUUUUUAUCACUUUUUAACUAAUGUAAGAAAAAAUUUAUAUAAAACUUCGAUUAAACUAUUUAAAAUGGUUCUAAAUACGGACCAUAUCAUUCAAGCUGAUAUUGUAUUCCUAAUUGAAAGUACAGGUAUUAAUGGGGCAUAUUUUCAAGAUAUUAAGUCAAAUUACUUAAUACCAGCUUUGGAAUUUUUUAGUCAAGGAGCGAUUGAUGACCGUGAUUAUGGAUCAGAAACAACUAAUUCUGCGUACGGGAUUGUAUUAUAUAAAGCAGCCGAUUGUUUACCGAGCCCAUGUUGUGAUACUUAUGGCCCAUAUACAAAUGCCUCACGUGUUUUGAACACAGUGGAUAAAAUUGAAUUAGUUGGUGGUAAAGGGGAAUCUCAUGCAAAUAUUGCGGAAGGAUUAGCCACAGCUUUAUUAUGUUUGGAAGAGUUAGGGCAAAAACGAGAACCAAAUUCUCCAUCACAAAGGUAUUGCAUUUUAGUUUGUAAUUCGCCACCGUACUCAAUGCCUGUGAUGGAAACUCAUCCCUUUAAUGGAAAAACUGCUGAUCAAUUGUGUUCAAUAUUACAAGAGAGAGGCAUUCAUCUGUCGAUAAUAUCACCUAGAAAAAUUCCUAUAUUGUUUAAAUUGUACGAGAAAGCUGGAGGAGAUUUAACUUCAUAUCAAACAAAAAAUUAUGCGAAAGAUCCACGACAUUUGGUACUUUUAAAAGGUUUCAGUUUGAAAGAACAUGAAAUUAGUCCACCAACUGGGUCAAUGGCAAAUAACCAGAACAACCAUAUUACCUCAAACAUUCCACCAUCUUCAAUGGCAAGUCCAAUGUCAACUAGUGAUACACCGUUAACAAAUGUAGGACAACCACAAACAGUACAAUCAAAUCCUAUGGGACAGAAUGUAAAUCCAAAUGGUAUUUUUCGACCAAAUCAAAAUCCAACAGGAAUUCAAAUGCCAAAUCAACCACCACCACACUCCUUACAAAUGGGAGCAAUGCCUGGUCCAGGUCCAGGCCGUCCAAUGAUGGCACUACCUGGAUGCCCCCCACAAUUUCCAAAUCAACCAGGUCAGAUGCCUGGACCACCAGGAUACCAUCAAACACCAACAGGUGUUAUGGGUGCACGCCCACCGCCACGUUGGUCAUUAAUGCCACCUCAAGGGCCACCACGACCCACGGGACCAUAUCAACAAGGGCCACAGGGUGGCCAAAGUGCUUUAAUUGCACAGUUAAAACAACCACCAAAUGUGAUUGGUGGUCAAGCGAAUCAAUUCGGUAAUCGACUUGAAGCUAAUGCACUUCGUUCGACACUAAAUAAUAAUCAAUAUGUCGGUGGAUGUGGUGUUCAACCUUCAAUGAAUCAACCCCCAAAUCCACAACCUAUGCAACAGCCUCCACAACAAUCACAACAACAGCCAGUCAAUUCUCCGGCUACAUCGGUAGCAAGCGGUGUACCUGGGGCGCCUGGAGCGCCCUCUGUAAAUCCUGUACAAAAUCCCAAUCAACAACCGCAAAAUCCUGGUCAACAAGUUGGUACCGUACGUGAACGUCAUACAAUUUGGAAAGGUGUACUGGAAUGGAUUGAAAAGGCGAAACCAAAUGAUCAAGAGAAAAUUAAACGACAUGUUCCAUGUCAAGUGUCCGCAAAUUCCAAAGAUGGGCAACCUGAAUUAACUGCAACAGCAUGGCCUCAAAAACUUAUAAUGCAAUUAAUGCCAAAACAAUUGAUUGGUAAUAUUGGUGGCACCUAUUUAAAAAAUUCCAAAUCUGUCCUAUUCCAUCCGGAUAAUUGUGAAGCCUUGGAUUCACUAACAAAAGUUAUGAGUUCUGGAUUUGCAGGUUGUGUACAUUUUACAAGUUCUGGUCCAACAGCAUGCGAUAUUAAAGUGCUGAUAUUGUUGUAUACGGCAGAAAAACGUGCUUAUUUAGGAUUUAUACCAAACGAUCAAGGUGCAUUUGUGGAUCGAUUGCGAAAAGUUAUUCAACAACAGAAAUCUAAUCAAAUGUUACGACAAGGACAGGUUGGUACCAGUGGAAAUCCAAUGAAUCCAAACGGUCCAAAUCCAGCAAUGAAUCAACAACAAGGCACAAAUCCAGGUUUAAGUGGUCCAGCCGGUAGUCCAUCCACUGGUGGCGUAGUGCCAAAUCAACCAAACAUGAUGGUACAACAAAAUGUGAAUUUAAAUCAGGGUAAUGCACCUGGUGCCCAACCCCAACAAGGACAACAAUCGAACAUGAUGAAUGUUGUACAAGGCAAUAAUAAUGCUGGGCCCCGUAUUAGUAUGCCCGGUAUGCCACCCGGUACGAAUUCUCAAAUACAAACAAAUGCCGGUGCGGGAGCAGCUGGUAUACGACCUGGGCAACCGCCCGGUCAACCUGGACAACCUGGUGGUAGUGGCAUACCGCAAUUAGGUGGUCCGCAACAGCAGCAGCAACAACAAACUGCGGCGCAGCAAGCGGCGCAGCGUGCUCAAUUCGAUCAUUUGGCUAGACAACAAAAUUUGGAGAAAAUAAUGCAGUUGAAGCAAACUUUGGAGCAAGCUCAACAGCAAGAGGCACAAUAUAAGAGUCAAUUGGAGAUAAUGAAUCAUAUGAAAACGCAACAAUUGCAAGAGGCUUUACAAGUUGCACAACAGCAAGAAAACCAAUAUAAACAACAGAUGGAGCAAGAGCAACAGAAACAAUUAAGAGUUCAAUUACAACAAAUGCAGCAACAACAGCAGCAGCAACAGCAACAACAACAAAGGGGACAAAUGCCACCACAAAUGCAACAGAAUGUAGGUGCUGGUGUAGGUGGUUUAGCACCAGGUCAACGUAUGAUGCGACCUGGACCUGGUCAAGUUAUAUCAAAUAAUCCUGGCUUAAGACAUCUUUUACAACAACAACCACAAUAUAGGCCACAACCAAUGGGUAUACAACAGAUGGGCCAAGGAGCUGGACCAAGAGGGCCACAAAUGCCACAACAAAAUAAACCAAAUCAGUAUGAUGAUGUAUCUAAUUUUGAUUACUAUGUGAAUACUUAAGUUUA